AAUGGUCCAUCUCGACCAAGACCGUAUUCUUAUCAUGAAUCAAGCUACAGUAAGUUGUUAAUUUUUUGAAAAAAAUUUUCAAGUUAGGCUGCCGUGUGUGAUAAUAUAAGAUUUUUAUUGGUUAUUGCCGAGUACUUGAGCAGCUACUAACUUAUGACUCCUGCGGCCGGUUGUUUAAAUUGGUUUUAACUCUGAGUUACAAAAGUAAAACUUACAGUAACCUGUUGUUUUGGUUUGUGUAUUUUUGCAUGUCUGCAUGUUUAUUUCAAAACUUUACAAAAAAGACUUCUGACAUCAUUUCUGGAAAAAAUAUUUUGAUGUUUAUAAAGAGGCUGUUCGCAAGAUUGCACACACGUGUUUCGUUAACCGAAGAUUGCAACAUGAGCUCCACCUUUGAAUUUACUAUACGAGUAAAUUCUUAAACACGUCCGAAUUUAUCAUUAUGAUAGAAGAUUAAGCUAAUCGACUGUCGAGCAACCUGCCCCAGGAAGUACCAGACCGUAAACCAGGUUUCCAUAUGGUCGUAAAGAUGGAGCCACGAUCUUUCUCAACGGCCAGAUUAUAAUAGUUUUUACCCGUAAACCACAUAUAAAUCAUAUAAGAUAUUCUUUAUUUAUAAUCACCCUGCCUAUUCUUAGUUCUAAACUGCUGUAUUUCGGCUGUUGAGAAAGAUCGUGACUCAAUCAUAUGGAAAUAGGCUUUAAAGCUACAUUUACACGCUGCGUUUUGUUGUAUACGAUUAUUAUUUCGGCGUUUACUGUAUUUGUACAGUGGUUGCAUUUCAAAUUUUGCCGGAUACUAAAUGAGAAUAGGAAUUAUGAUAUCAGCAGUAGUUUCAAUACACCAGAAUGACAAUCGUGACAAAUAACCCUAACAAACCCUAACUAUUUGUCCAGUUAACAGACGUCCUGUUCAAAUAUAACUUUAAUAACCCCUGCACCAUCCGUAAAGACGAGUAAAGUUUCUUUGACAAGUUUUCAGUGACAAGACAGUACAUCCUUAGUUGUACUGUUAGUUAUCCUGUUAUUCAAGUUAGUCACGCUGUCUUUUGAACGAGGAAACCUUUCUCGUCUGUAUACGAGGCUUAUCCGUGGUGUUCUAUAACUACAGUCAGUGGUACAAGUAAUAAACGGCGGAAUUUUCACUUUUUCAGAUACUAGCUAUGAGGAAACGUCCCAGACAACAACAGUUGCAUCGGUAUGGACAAUUCGUCAUGUUGUGUAUUGUAUUGUAACAGUUUGCUCUUUCUAACAUUCACAGAAGGUGAAGUGGUUAGCGCACUUGCCUUUCUCCUCUAAGGUCACAGGUUCAAAUCUCAAUGAGAACAUCUCAAUGUGACUCGAACCCAGUCCUCAUGUGAAAAGAGUAAAAGUCAACGCUCUGCCGAAAGUCGUGGGUUUUCUCCGGUUUCCUCCCACAGGGAAAGUUGACAGGGUGGGUUAAACACGUAGGUUAGAUCAUUAAUGAGGUAUGGACUAAUAGCGGCUGCUUAAAGCGCCAUUUGUAAGCUCACAGUCUAGCUCGGUCUGCUUGACGUCAGUUCCGGUUCUGUCUAUCUAUCUGUCUAUUCACAAUGUAACCAGUCCCUGAAAAACCCUGAUAGGAGUGUGCUGUGCAACAUCUGUAUAGAAGGUUCAAUAAAGCAGGGGGGCGUGUGUUUCAAUCUCAUUUAAUUUUUGACGAUAUUUUAUGCCAUCAAAGUUUGCUAAAGCAUUGUCAAACUUUGAGAAAACCUUUUUCGUCAAAGGUUUAUACCAGUGGCACACACAAGAUGGGGGAACCUUUCAACAACCCCUCCAAUGGUAGAAAAACUAUUACCAAUGCAAGACAUUAAAAAAACGCCUUUUUAUAUUGCAAUCACCUGAGGAUAUUAUUUUGUCAUGCUACAUAAUAUGGCAUUUUGGGUGACAGUAUUAAUGGUUAGCACCUCGAACACUAUAGAUAGAUAGAUACUUUAUUUCACGAGGGUAGCACUAAAUAGCCCGAGGCUAAUAAACUUGUGGCCCUCAAUAGCGGAAAUGCCUAUCUGAUUUCGCCAGAAAGUAGUCACAUUGAAUUCUCAAACAAAAGCAAUACAAAACUACUUUACUUUAUGUGUUGUGACGUCAUUUGCACGGGCUGGAUGAGGCAUCAACUAUUUCGCUGACCUCAGAAUGACAUUUCGUCAAAAUUUUUUUCUUAAAGAUAAGUUUAGAAACAAACUUGGAGUAGGGUUAGGGUUAGGAUUAGGGUAAGAGUUGGUGUUUGGAGUAGGGUUAGUGUUAGUAAAUCCAUUGCCUUGUUACGUUUUGUCACGCUGAGGCCAGCGAAAUAAUCUCUUCUGCUGGAUGAUGUCAAUUCACACCCCAGUAUUUUGCCAAGUGUCAGGGACUGGUCUAUCCUUGAUAAAACUGUACAUUGUUUGAAGAAACUUCGGUGAUACACAUCUCCCAGUUUGUCAACAAGAUGUGCUCGCAGUGCUUGUUUCCAGUUGUUGAUAAGUCUGGAACAAGUUAUUAUCAUCUUGUAACAAGGUUGAGGAGGCUAACAGAUUUGAAACAAGUUGUUCCAACAAGUGUGAUAUAGUCUGCACGUAACAAGUUGUUCACAAGUUGAUGACAACAGGCUCGUAGCAACUUGUUUCGUACAGCCUGUAUUAAUCUUGUUGUAACAACUUACGGCAAGUCCGUUACCGUCAUCAACAUUGUGUAACAAGGUGAUAGCAACUUUUCCAGACCUGUCACAUCAACUGGGAACAAGAUGUGCGAACACAUCCUUGUUACACUUGUUUGCAAAUCUGUAACACUUUUACGUGUGUUACUAUUCUUAUUCGAUUUAGUGAGCGUGAUAUUUUUUAUAUACCAUAGGGUGGGGAUCAGAAGUUCAAGACAAGCGUACAGUUGAAAAUUGGCAAGAGUACGGAUGACAGCUCAAUCGGUAGAACGAGUGGCGCUAGAACGCCACCAGCAAAGUCUCCAACUGGAGAAUUCAAGGUUGAUAGUAUACCUCUUUUUUAUUAACACUUCGAUCUACGGUUUCUCGAACCCCGGGAGCGAUUUGAAGUUUUGCCGAAUAUUUAACAAUUAUUCGCCGAAGGCGAGGUGAUUAUCGGGGAAUAUUCGCCGAGACGAAGUCGAGGUGAAUAUUCCCCGAUAAUCACCGAGCCUGAGGCGAAUAAUUGUCUUAGUAUUUUUGCAAGUUUUUUUGUGUUUUUCUGGUCUGAAUUCAUUUUAAUUUCGCUUAUUUCUUUAUCACUAACUUCAACAAAACGGCUAGCCGCCAUUUUGAAAAUUUCGAUUUUGUUAUUCACCUGUAGGUGAAUAUAACAGAUAUGUUCACUUGUGCAAAAAUACUAAAAAUAAAAUAACGAAUCGUCGCUGUUGAUGUCAGGAAAUCAGGGAUAUUUUCAAGCACUUUAGUCUACUACCGUUUUUCAGAAGAUUGAGUUUCUUUUGGGGGGAGGACGUUAAAAAAAUUUGUGUUCAGGGGCGCACAUUCCAAAAUAUUUUGGAGGGGUGUAAAAUAUUUCGGGACCAACUUUUUACAUGUUUACAUUUUGGAAGUGGGAGUUACACGAGGCGCCACCAUGGUUGUCGCCGAGCAGAAAAACUUGUUGAACUAUUUCUCAAAAUAGAUAAUGUGCGACCCUGUUUGCGGUACACAUUUCUAGUGUGCAUGGGCAUGAGUAUUCCUCUACGAGAUUUUGUGUCUCAGAAGUGAAACAGUUUUCGACAGCUUUUUGAACAAAAUUAUAUAGAAAAACAGGUUUUUAAUGGAACAUUUACGUUAAAAAAAAUCAAAUUGUGAAAAAAAUCAUUGUGGAGGAAGAUUGAGUUUCAAAACUCAAUUGAAGAUCGAGUAUUUACUACCGUAUACCGGUAGUAGAAAAGUGCUUGAAAAUACGGUAAAUACCCCUGGAAAUGACGCUUACCUCGUAUUGUUCAAAUAUCCUUAAACUUAAAUUCCUUUAAAAACGUACUAUACUGUUCUUUUACUUGAAUGUAUUAAUUCCGGAUACUUGCUUUCAUUUCCAAAUGUUUAUAUCGGAAUUUAAUUUAAAGGCGCAGUUGGCAGCCUUUUGAAUGAUGAUUUUUAAGGCGCAUUACAACCCUUUUAAUUUAAAAAGCUAACUAUAUACAGAGGAAAAUCAAUUAAGCAUAAUUCAAUAAAGCUCUGAAAUUCGCGAACCGCGUGACUCUACAGGCUCACCUCCACCCACUGCCUCCCACCUUGUCGUCCUGAAAACUGUAGCAGCUCUACUCCGUGUGCAAGCUGAGAAAUUACUUCCCGGUUUCCACCACUUGGUCAAGCAGUACUGAUUUCUGCUUACAUGGACAUGGUGCAGAUUAGAAAAUGGGAAAUUUAGAAUCAUCUAAUGUAUGUCUGGCGAUGUUUGCUGAUAUAUGUGUUAAAUUUUUGUAAUUACAGAUUUUCCAGUACCGGGAGCUCAAGGUGGAUAACUAUCGCUCGCCAAGAGGAGUUGAUAAACAGAACCUUGAGGUAAAAGUUUGAAUUUUUUCGCGCAAACAUUAGUGUGUGUGGCCAGCGCGUGAUGCGAAAAUUUGUGGGGCUAAUGGACAUUGUUAAUAGAAUGGACCUUUCCCCUUAUAACUAAAAUUUCGAUCUAGACAAAAAUUUCAUCACAGCUUGAAAGAGCAUCACAAAAUUUGUAAUAUUCCAAAGUUUUGUUGCAAAAUCUUGUAAAAUGCGGAUAAUAUAGCCUUGCGAAGUUUGCCGUUUUUUAGUCAUUUUGUAUUACAAACGGGAAAUUGACAUCCGAUUCGGGUGUUGGGCCUGCAAUUUCCCGUUUGUAAUGCAAAAUGACUGAAAAUUGCAAACUUCGCAAGGCUCUAUUUUCCUCAUUGUGAUGCUCUUUCAAGCUGUGAUGAAAUAUUUGUCUAGACUUGCCUCGAUCAGAAUUUUGGUUAUAAGGGGAAAGGUCUAUUGUUGAUUAAAUUGUGGUUAAAUUUGGAUGAAAAUUGAAUGAGACAUUAGCAACAGUUUGUUUUGCUUUGCUGGACAGAGUGUACUGAAUGCAUUGUCCAGUGUAUAAUUGAUGCAUGAUAGUACCCAACUUAGGGACCGGUCAUUAUUUCGGGGAGGGGGGGGGGGGGCCCCGGGGGGAAAUGUUUUUCUUGGUAAAAUGUUUGUUGGCAAAAUGGUGGAAAUUUUUUCUUAAAAUUUUCCUCAUCCAACCAUCAAAAACAUUUUUACCCGACCUCGAAUAUAUAUAUAUAUAUAUAUAUAUAUCGACCGCAAAUAUCAAUUAAAAACUAAAUACCCACCCCUGGCUAAAAACAUUACAAAAGAAUACCGUUAAGUUGUCACACAUAUCCCUUGACCACUUCUGUGACAAGUUUGAUAACCGCUUGUUCAAUUUUUCAUGUUGUCUGCACAUGCACUUUCUUUGGAGAUACCAUUUGCUUCCUGACAAAUCGGAAAAUGAUCAAGAUAGUGACUCGGAUUGAACAUAUAUUGUAUUGACAUAUGACUGUUGACACUGAUUUUUAGUCUUUAGAUUUCUAGUCGAGUGAGUCAUGCUUUGGAAAUGACAAUAAAGUUCAUUUAUCCAACAUUUUACUCACUCAAAAUUUUGUUUAUCCAACCCUUUUCUCUUCAGUGCCACCCAUAAACAAUGACCAACCCCUUAAUUCGCUGGCAGUCGUGUCCAGCCUCUGAGUGUUCUCUAGUUUAUGUUGUUUUCGUCGCAACACGCCAAGAGUUUACGUUCUCUUAUUUCAUAGAAACAUCUAAAUGAUGAAGAUUUUCGCGAGAUUUUUAAGAUGACGCGAAAUGAGUUUUAUGAAUUGCCAAAAUGGAAACAGAUUGAUCACAAGAAGAAAGCUAAGUUGUUUUGA
This is a messenger RNA of Paramuricea clavata, 5837 nucleotides long. The record is from the annotation of a GenBank genome assembly. Lineage: Eukaryota; Metazoa; Cnidaria; Anthozoa; Malacalcyonacea; Plexauridae.